Messenger RNA from Xyrauchen texanus (razorback sucker), 1335 nucleotides. It is a transcript of the gene tacr1a, whose product is annotated as tachykinin receptor 1a. The record is from RefSeq and is a predicted model, not a curated record. The coding region runs from base 1 to 1281 and encodes 426 amino acids. The transcript is spliced from 5 exons. Gene Ontology annotation, cellular component: plasma membrane; sperm midpiece. Gene Ontology annotation, biological process: positive regulation of flagellated sperm motility; G protein-coupled receptor signaling pathway. Gene Ontology annotation, molecular function: substance P receptor activity. NCBI's taxonomy places the organism in Eukaryota, Metazoa, Chordata, Actinopteri, Cypriniformes, Catostomidae.
AUGGAUCCGCUCAUCACUUCCACUGAGUUUCCAAGCAAUUGGACAAACGACUCCAUCGCACAGAAUGAAACCGAGAUAAACUGGAACCAGUUUGUGCAACCAGUUUGGAGGAUAGUGCUCUGGGCAGUAGCUUACAGCACAAUUGUCAUCGUGUCCGUGGUGGGCAACAUCACAGUGAUAUGGAUCAUUUUGGCGCACAAACGAAUGCGAACAGUGACGAACUAUUUCCUCGUGAACUUGGCUUUCGCUGAGGCGUCGAUGUCCGCAUUUAACACGGUUAUAAACUUUGUCUACGCCGUGCAUAAUGAGUGGUAUUUUGGGCUCUAUUACUGCCGAUUUCAUAACUUCUUUCCCAUAGCAGCUGUCUUCGCGAGUAUAUGUUCCAUGACUGCGAUUGCACUCGACAGAUAUAUGGCCAUUAUCCAUCCCCUGCAGCAGAGGAUGUCUGCAACUCAGACGAAGGUGGUUAUCGGGGUAAUCUGGGUGCUGGCUCUUCUGCUGGCUUUUCCCCAGUACUACUACUCCAACACAGACCAACUUCCUGGAAGAGUUAUUUGCUACAUUGAUUGGCCCGAGUACACUCUCCUGAACUUCAGUAAGAUGUACUAUGUGUGUGUAGCAGUACUGAUUUACUUCCUCCCUCUCUUGAUGAUGGGCUGUGCUUACCUGAUGGUGGGUUUGACUCUUUGGGCCAGUGAGAUCCCAGGAGAUUCGUCUAACCGUUACGAAGAGCAGCUGGCUGCCAAACGCAAGGUGGUGAAAAUGAUGAUUGUUGUGGUGUGUACCUUCGCUGUUUGCUGGCUCCCCUAUCAUGUGUUUUUCCUGAUUCACCAGUUCUACCCAAACCUGUCUGAGCAUCCCUUCAUGCAGCAGGUCUAUCUGACUAUCAUGUGGCUGGCAAUGAGCUCCACUAUGUACAACCCCAUUAUAUACUGCUGCCUUAAUGACAGGUUCCGUGCCGGGUUCAAGCAAGCAUUCCACUGUUGUCCGUGCGUUCCUGAGGGAUCCUAUGAGGGUCUAGAGCUCAAGUCCGCCCGGUACCAACAAACUCAAACUAGUUUGUACAGGGCUAGUCGAAUGGAGACCACGGUGUCCUGUGUGAUGCAGCCAUGUGGAGAUGGGCAGAAGGUCACGUUCGGGAGCAUCAGAGGGGCACCUGGGAGGCCGGCAGUUCACAGCCCUUUAAGAGAGCUCACCUCUAAUGGCUCGACCUCUCGUAGCAUGUCUAAGACUGCGUCGGAGACGUCCAGCUUUUACUCCAGUAACAAUCAACUAGAAUAGGAGCCCAGAAACACAAGAUUCCUGUUUGAGGAGAAAAGCAACCAUCUUACCAAA